Drosophila grimshawi is the source of this 930-nucleotide messenger RNA. RefSeq names its product muscle-specific protein 20 (gene Mp20). NCBI's taxonomy places the organism in Eukaryota, Metazoa, Arthropoda, Insecta, Diptera, Drosophilidae. The transcript has 3 exons. The record is from RefSeq and is a predicted model, not a curated record. Gene Ontology annotation, molecular function: protein binding. Bases 91 to 645 code for a protein of 184 amino acids.
CCCUGUGGCCAGGCAUCAGUGAAGGCUUGCAUUAGCUUUGGUGAAGAUCUUAUAAACCGAUUACUCUCCCCCUCAGAACAAAUCACAAACAUGUCUCUAGAACGUGCUGUUCGUGCCAAGAUUGCCGGCAAACGCAAUCCCGAGAUGGACAAGGAGGCCCAGGAAUGGAUUGAGGCCAUUCUUGGUGAGAAAUUCCCCGCUGGUCAGGUAUAUGAGGAUGUACUCAAGGACGGACAGGUGCUGUGCACUUUGAUGAACAAACUGUCGCCCGACUCUGUGCUCAAGAUCAACUCGUCCGGUGGACAGUUCAAGUUCAUGGAGAACCUCAACAACUUCCAGAAGGCGUUGAAGGCAUACGGUGUGCCCGAUAUUGAUGUCUUCCAGACUGUUGAUCUGUAUGAGAAGAAGGAUAUUGCCAAUGUGACCAACACCAUCUUUGCUCUGGGUCGCGCUACCUACAAGCACGCUGAAUUCAAAGGCCCCUUCUUGGGCCCCAAGCCCGCCGAUGAGUGCAAGCGUGACUUCAGCGAGGAGCAGCUGAAGGCUGGCCAGACCAUCGUCGGCCUGCAGGCCGGUUCCAACAAGGGUGCCACCCAGGCUGGCCAGAAUAUUGGCGCUGGCCGCAAGAUCUUGCUUGGCAAGUAAAUUGCAGCAAUUGCAGCUUCUGCUAUUUUCUGUCUGUCUUUCUAAUAUGUUUUUAAAUUAUGUCUAUCGUUUAAUUGUUAAGUUUACAAACCAACAUUAAACCACAAAAAUAUUCCUCAUACAAACACUUACAAAAAAAAGAGAAAAAAAAAUGAAAAACAAAAUACACACUCACACAAAUGCAAAUGCACAAAACAUAAAAGGCACAUCGAUGUGCCUUAUAUUAAGUAUACGCCUAAGUUUAUUUAUACAAAUAAAGAGAUGAUAUUGUGGAGAAAUUGAUAA